CUGAUCUUCUUACAGCCCCUCCUGAUUUGACGAAUGCGGCUGCCAUGUACCGCGGCCCGGUUUAUGCCCUCCACGACGUGUCGGACAAAAUCCCGAUGACCAACUCCCCUCUUCUGGAUCCUCUUCCUAACCUGAAGAUCAAAGUCUACAACUCAUCUGGUCUGGUCACACCCCAGGAUGACCUCGGGGGGGACUUCACAUCCAAACUCUCUCCUAAGAUCACUCAGUCCCUGUUGGAAAACAGUGACACCAUGAACCUUCGCAACCAGAGCUUGGCCCGCUCUCGAGACCCCUCCUGUACCGCUCACGGGUCCUUCAACAGUCAGGGAGGACACCUCAUUGUACCAAACUCUGGUGUGAGUCUGCUGGUCCCAGCGGGCGCCGUUCCUCAAGGUCGGGUUUACGAAAUGUAUGUGACUGUGCACCGAAAGGACAGCUUGAG
This is a messenger RNA of Oryzias melastigma (Indian medaka), 442 nucleotides long. RefSeq names its product netrin receptor UNC5C. Gene Ontology annotation, molecular function: netrin receptor activity. Lineage: Eukaryota; Metazoa; Chordata; Actinopteri; Beloniformes; Adrianichthyidae. Gene Ontology annotation, cellular component: membrane. The record is from RefSeq and is a predicted model, not a curated record. Gene Ontology annotation, biological process: netrin-activated signaling pathway.